CUUGCAUCCUCCGCCAUGAACAAGAUCCUCCUGGUGUGCUCCGUCCUGGCCCUGGCGGCGGCCGCAGCAGCCACGGCCUCACCUUUGGAUGACCUGCUCGAGCAGUCACCCAACCUCAGGGUGCUGCACAAGGUGUACUCCGAGUGCGCCACCAAAGAGGCGGGCCUCGCCCCCUGCCUCAAGGCCAGGGCCGUCGCCUUCAUGGACAGGAUGUCCCGCAUGGAUGCAGUCCCACUCGCCGACCACCUGACCCUCGUCAGGGUACCAGGCGCCGCCGACGAAAGGCAGUCCCGCGCCCUCAGUGAUGCCGAGCUUGACGCGACCAACGACAACACCCUGACCACCAUGCUGGUCCAAAGGGUGGCCAAGUUCGUCAGCGGCCGCUCCGUCCAGAUCGACCUGCCCAAGGUUUCCGAGGAGGAAGUCCAGACAUCAUUGGCAGAAGGUCGUGGCAAGAUGAAGAAGAUGAUGGGUAUGAUGAUGAUGAUGGGCGGCAUGAUGAAGUUCGCUCUGCUGAUGCUGCUCAAGCUUAAGGGUCUGUUCUUCCUGGCGAAAAAGGCGCUCAUCGUUUCCAAGAUCGCGCUCUUCCUCGCGCUCGCCGUCAUCUUCAAGAAACUGAUGACCGGCGACGACAGCCACGGCAGCAGCGGCUGGAGCUCCGGGGGCGGCCACGGAGGCGGCUGGGACCGCAACAGCUACGACUCCCACAACCUCGCCUACAAAGCGCACCGGCCCUAAAUCUUACCAAAAAUUCAUUUCUCGCUCAAAUUUCUCUUUCUUUCGUGCCAGUUGAGAGCAAAAAAUGUUCCUUCGCCUCUUUUCAUCAGCAAGCAAUUAGUCCAAAUUUCUUUCAAUCUUGCUUGCAGUAUCUGUACGGGUACUUACUUUUUUUUCUUUAACUUGAAUCUUCCCACGACUGCACUUUUUAUACACUUCCUAUACAAUUGUUGUUGGCAGUGAGAAUUUUCUUUUCUCGCUAAUUUAAUUUAUUGUUGUUAAUUUAUUUAUUUUCGAAAUAAAGCAAUUAUUUAUUAUUGAAAAAAUCAAUGAGUUUCGUUCCAAUUACUUGUAACUGUUUCAAAUAUAUGAAAGAGGAAUUUCUUAAAUGGAGAUUUUUAUAUCAGUAAUCAUCUAGUGCUGCACGUAGUCAAAAGCUCUGUCGAGUAAAGAAUUAGAAAUUUAUCUCUCCUCUCUCGUGGCGCUGUGAUGAAAACGUAAUAAAAUUGGUUCUGUUAUCUCUCUUUCUCUGCUUGAUGAAAAUUCUUCUUCUAACCUACGAGAACUGUGGAUGAACAGCAAUUAUAACCUUUGGCCUCUCUUCCAUUCAAAAGACAUUCAAGAGUGCCAAUUUGCAUCAUGACACACAAAUAGUUUUUAGAUGCAAUGAUUCGCAACUUUAUUAAUUUUUGUUCGUAAGAGUUUGCAAUGACGACAAUCAGAAGUGGCUGGAAUAAU
Neocloeon triangulifer is the source of this 1455-nucleotide messenger RNA. RefSeq lists its product as uncharacterized. The coding region runs from base 16 to 738 and encodes 240 amino acids. NCBI's taxonomy places the organism in Eukaryota, Metazoa, Arthropoda, Insecta, Ephemeroptera, Baetidae. The record is from RefSeq and is a predicted model, not a curated record. The transcript is spliced from 2 exons.